Messenger RNA from Austrofundulus limnaeus, 1915 nucleotides. RefSeq names its product homer scaffold protein 3. The record is from RefSeq and is a predicted model, not a curated record. NCBI's taxonomy places the organism in Eukaryota, Metazoa, Chordata, Actinopteri, Cyprinodontiformes, Rivulidae. Gene Ontology annotation, molecular function: G protein-coupled glutamate receptor binding. The transcript has 11 exons. The coding region runs from base 520 to 1620 and encodes 366 amino acids. Gene Ontology annotation, biological process: G protein-coupled glutamate receptor signaling pathway.
CCCUCCCUCUCUGAGGUGCUUGAAUGGGAUCCCAGUGUGAUCUGGCUCACAGGCGCCAGGCGGGAGGGGAGCACACAAGUUGUGGAGGAGCUCUGAGGCAGGAGCAGCCUGCUGCCCGACUUUCAUCGACAUUCCGCCGUCUGUCCGGCUCGCGCAGCCGUGCCAAACGUUUCGCGGUGCGUAAUUACGCACAGGAGAGACGGCGGAUCCGCCGCGGUUCUGGUUCUCUCUCCUUGGAACCCCCGUGGACACAAAGGACGCCAGGCAGGCUGGAGUACAACAACUGAGUUCAGUGUGUGGAGAAGAAGUCCUGGUGGAGGGGAAACGAGGGGGGGUCCGGACUCGGAAGUGAUUUGCCCCUUUUUUUUCUUCAGAACGCGAGUCGCGGAUUUCGGGAAGAAAAUCAGCAUUUUUGGACUGUGAGGGUAACGGAGCAGGAAGAGUUCGUGAGUGGAAAUAGUCCUUAAAAAUCAGCAUCAGAUCCUCGGAGCAUGGGAGGAGUUGUCUGCGAGCUGUAAAAUGUAUCCGCUACACCGUCAGAGGGAGCAGCCCAUCUUCAGCUCCAGAGCUCAUGUCUUCCAGAUCGACCCGGCCACCAAACGAAACUGGCUGCCCGCCAGCAAACACGCCGUCACCGUGUCCUUCUUCUAUGACGCCAGCCGCAGCGUCUAUCGUGUCAUCAGUGUGGGRGGGACUAAGGCCAUCAUCAACAGCACCAUCACUCCAAACAUGACUUUCACCAAAACUUCGCAGAAGUUUGGUCAGUGGGCCGACAGCCGGGCCAACACCGUCUACGGCCUGGGCUUCUCCACGGAGCAGCAGCUGCAGCAGUUUGCGGAGAAGUUCAGGGAGGUGAAGGAGGCGGCUCGGCUCGCCAGGGAGAAAUCCCAGGAGAGGUUUGAACUGGCCAACCCGGCGCUUAACAUCGCAGCUCCUCAGCUCUCUCAGGAACUGUCGGAGGAGCGUCACUCUCCUCCGCUGCUGUCAGUUAACGGGCCCGGAGAGGAAAAGCUGUUCCGCAGUCGGAGCGCUGAGGUGGAGCUGACGGUGGAGAAGGAGCGGGUCAAGAAGAUGCUGUCUGAAGGGUCCAUGUGUGAGAUAAACCUGGAGGCUGAACUGUUCACCCUGCAGGACAGUAACGCCAAGCUGGUGGCGGCGCUGCAGGAGGCCAACAGCAGCGUGGAGCUGUGGAAGAAGCAGCUGGCCGAGUACCAGGAGGAGACCGACCGGCUCCGAGAUCAGGUGGCAGAGCUGGAGACCCAGCUGGGACACCCAGCUGCGGGUCAGACAAGUAAAGAGGAACUGACUGAGUCACUGGAGGAGCUGGAAGCCCUGCUGAGAGCCAAAGACCAGGAAAUUCAGCAUCUACAGAGCAAGAAAACAGACGUGGGCGAGCUGGAGAAGGAGAAYGAAGAGGUCAUGCAGAGACUCCAGGAUGUGGAGAAACGAAACGCGGAGCUGGAGAGUCGAGUUCAGAGCGCUGAGAGAAUGCUGGCCGCCAACCAGGAGGAGCAGGAGCAGGCGGAGGGGGAAGUACGGCGGAUCAUUGAGGUUCUAGACAUUAAAAUCUGCGACCUGAAAGGRCUGAGAGAGAGCUUAGUCAAACUGGUCGAUAAGUAGCCGCAGCUGGAGCCCCGGGGUGCAUCUCCACAGUCGGCGUCCUCCACMCGGGGCUUGAUCUGGGUUCAACCGGUGCAGCAGCGGAGCAACGAUCAAAGCAAUACGGUGGAAAUCACGCCCAAGUUUCAGCUURGUUUUUUMUUUUUUUAGGAUCAGUGAAGAUAAACAGCAGRUGGUACACAACUCUUAAAGGUGCUACGUGGAAAACAAAUCAUGCAAACGUUUUUUUUUUAUCACCCGCCACCCCCGACUCACCUUUCUGAAAGCAUUAAAAGUGAAGUGUUAACUUUUCUGA